UGCCGCUCGCCGGGAGCCAGCCUGGGCGUCCGGAGCCGCGGCGCAGCCGGCGCUGGCAGGGGGCUCCCGCCUGGGCACGCAGCCGCCUCCCGCGGACCUCCGGGGCCUCUCCAGCGCCCGCCUCGCCCGCCGGGCCCCAGCAGGCGCCGCAGCCGUGGCCUGGGCGUGAGCGGCCGCUACUAGCUGCGCCCGGCCUGGGACGGACGCCGGACCGCCCCGUCACGUGCGCCCAAGUCCUCGGCCGGCCGGGGCAGCGCCGUUCCCAUGGUUCAAGGCUGUUGAUGGAGGAGGGGGCGGAUGACAGCCGGAACUGUGGUCAUCACCGGCGGCAUCUUGGCGACUGUGAUUCUGCUCUGCAUCAUCGCGGUUCUGUGCUACUGCCGGCUCCAGUACUACUGCUGCAAGAAGGAGGAGUCGGAGGAGGACGAGGAGGAGCCCGACUUCGCCGUGCACUCGCACCUGCCCCCGCUGCACUCGAACCGCAACCUUGUGCUGACCAACGGGCCGGCGCUCUACGCGGCCACCUCCACCUCCUUCAGCCAGAGGUCCCCGCAGGCCCGCACCCUCUGCCGCAGCUGCUCCCACUACGAGCCGCCCACCUUCUUCCUGCAGGAGGACGAGGGCGUGCGCAACGGCGGGGAGCGCGUCGCCUACAAGAGCGUCAGCCGGGAGGACGUGGCGCUGCCGCCUGGGAGCUUCGGGGCCCUGCAGGCCCUCAACCCCAGCCGCCUCUCGGCCAUGCGGGAGGCCUUCUCCCAGAGCCGCAGUGCCAGCACCGACGUCUGAGGGCGCCCCCGGCCGCCGACGGGUCCUGAGACCAUGGUGGGGUCCCCACGGCGUCCCAGCCUGGCCCUGGGCCCGGACCCGGGCUCGGCCCAGCUUUCCUCACACCCGCGUCAUCACGGGGGCCCACUGGGGAGCUCCGGGGCUCACUGCGGGGAUCAGACCCAGUGAAAGCAGCGUGGCCGCCCCGGGUAGUGGCCACCGGGGCCUGGGUCUGGAAGGGAGGCGGGCGUGAUGCGGGCACAGGGGAGCGGUAGCAUCCGGGUGGCAGGCUGCAGAGCGAGGUAGGGCUCUGGCGCAUAGACGCCAGGCUGCCGAUACCAGUGCUGCCAUUAGGGAGGGGGCGGUGGAAGGUGGCCUCCGUCUCAGCCCCAGCAAGUCGGCCAUCUCUGGCUUCACCGCCUGGCCGUGUCCCUCCCUCCCUGGGCCUCAGUCUACCUACUUGUUCAAGGAAGGGGUGGUAGCCGCGAUGCUAGGGGCCCUGCAGCAUAAGCCUUGCCUGGCGACUGGGGACCGAGUACCCCGUCCCAGAACAGGGCCUCCCCCCACCCCUCCCCCACACACACCCUGGCUUUAAGCGCCCAGCCGCUGAGACACUGGUUGAUUGAGCUGGGUUGCCCCCCACCCCCGCGCGCAGAUCUCCCUAGAAGGGGGAGCUCCCUUGGGAUGCACAGCCCCGACUGGCUUUUUGGUGAAAAUGGAGUGGGGAGGAGGCCGUGUGCUGCUCCCCCGGUUUCGGGAGUGUCCACACUAAAAUACCCAGUCCGGUCCUCAGCCCUGAUGUGGUAGAGCGGACAGAGCCAUGGACCAGGGGCUAAAUGACCCACUGACUCCCCGUGAGACCUGGGACGGGCCCUCCCACUCUUGGGCCUCAGCCCCCCCGGAGCCCUCCUGCUUUCGUGCCCCGGGGCAUAGACCCCGAGCUCUGCCACCUGCCCAGUUUCUCAGGAGGACCUGGGAGCAAGGCCUCAGGCUGCCCCUUCCCUGCUCCGGCCCCGUGUGCACACUCCCCGCAGGGCUAGGGGCUCCCCCGCCGUCCAGCCAGAGAAAUGCCCCAAACCCAGGGGCACCGCCCGCGGGGAACGCAGCCCCGUCCACGCAGAGGCACCGUUUCCUCUCAGCAGCAUGGCCCCCGGAGUCCGCUGCCUUCUCCCGGGCUCUCUCUGCCUCUGGGCCCAGCCACAGCGCCAGCCCUCACCCUGGGCGGGCAGCCCCGUCUGCCCAGGAAGACGGACCGGGCUCCCCAGCUAAGCCACCUUCCUGAAAGGCAAACCUCUGGGGCACGUGGCUGUCCCCGAACUGUGGGCAGCCUGAGCACCGCACUUCUUGUUCUUUCUCCAAAGUGCUGCUGAGCUGAGACUCCGGACGUGAGCAGGGUUAGGAAGGCUUACUAUUUUCGGCAUCGCCGAUUCCCCCCCCCUUCUUCCUUUCUCCUCCUGCCUCAGUUUGGACUCGCUAAUGGAAUUCAGCCCCAAGCUUCCCCUUCCUUUGUCAAACCCCAUGAGUUUGUUUCUGAUGCGUUAGCUUGGCGGGGUGG
Balaenoptera acutorostrata (minke whale) is the source of this 2320-nucleotide messenger RNA. RefSeq names its product family with sequence similarity 163 member B (gene FAM163B). The coding region runs from base 298 to 786 and encodes 162 amino acids. The transcript has 3 exons. NCBI's taxonomy places the organism in Eukaryota, Metazoa, Chordata, Mammalia, Artiodactyla, Balaenopteridae. The record is from RefSeq and is a predicted model, not a curated record.